GAAUGCGUUAGUAUAAAGAAGAAAAGAAGACUAUAAUCUUUGUAGAAGAUAUUGGUUAACUGAUAUGCGUAUAAACAUUCUAUCAAUCAGUAUGGAUAAAGUCAACGUAUUUUUACUGUGUCUCUUCUUCAGUUUGUUCUUCACAUCAGGUUCUGACGGAGCAAAGCUUGAUUUUUAUCCAUCGAAAACUUUAACAAUUGGAGCCCCAAAACUGACAUUAAAUUGCACAAUUGAUCCAACGUUUAAUAUGCUGUAUAUAACAACACUGGCAAUUAGAAAAAGAGAAUAUAACCCGUCUGUACUUUUAACAUACGCAGAACUCUCGUUCGGUAGAACGAAACCAGUGUAUGGUUCAGGAAUAUCAACCUCUAGAUAUCAUGCUUCUGGACAAGUUAUUAGAGACGACUUGCCCUCAUCCUAUUUACAAUUAGAGGUUACAGAUCCAAACUGCAAUGACGAAGGAACGUAUGAAUGUUAUAAUUCUGGAUCUAACAAUCAAGGAGCUGUCAAAACUCCUUCCAGUGGAGACAAUGUCAUAAUCAGAGAUGCGCCUGUGUUUGGAAACUUGACGAUGGCUGUCUUACCAGAACAACAAAUUUACUUGGUAAACUCUGUGAUGAAUAUUGUUUGUAGCGGAAAUGUUGGCUAUAAACAACAAGACUGGACAUGGCAAUGGAGAAAUGAUACCGACCAAACAUGGCUUCCGUACCCUGACGCUUAUAAUAUCACUUACGAAGACAUAACACCUCCAGAUGGUCGGUGUAGCUACGUUUCAAGAAGUACGUUAAAAUAUUUAGUGGAAGACAGGGAAAAUGGUAUACAAUUCAGAUGUAUGGUGGGUGAUCUAGAACAAUUCAGUUUCAAUUUGACCGUUUACUCCACAACGACAGUAGUGAACCCGACGCUUGGUACUACAACGGUUCCGCAGCCAGGUGUAGUGAACCCGACGCUUGGUACUACAACGGUUCCGCAGCCAGGUGUGAACCCGACGCUUGGUACUACAACGGUUCCGCAGCCAGGUGGUGGUGGUGGUGGUGAUGAUAAUUCAGAUUUAGAAGUAGUUGGUAUAGCUGUAGGUCUGGUAUUGGUAGUAAUCAUAGUACUAGUGGGCGUUCUGCUGUAUUUCACCAUUUGGAAAAAACGUAAACUUAAAGUGACAGACCAAGAAUAUGAUAUUGGAACGAGUAAAUUACCUGUUAUAUCUAAUGGUGUGCCACCCACAUCGACAAAAAUGUGAUGAGUGCGUUUUAGGAUUUGUCACGAAAACUCUUAACAUAAAUAAUCACCCAACCAAAUCAUCUUCAGGACUGUUUCUCAAUUGUACAGUGACGAUCAGUACUAACAAACUGACAUUGGUUACGUUCCUUUCUUUUCAAGUCUCGAUUGUAAAUCCGUUCUCUAAUGACAAUUUAUUACAAUAUCAUGCAUGGAUGAAUGCAAUAUGUUUACCCAGUGAAAUCCCUAAACGGUAUAUUAAGGUCUUCUAAUUGAUCCGACCGGAUGUGAAUGGUGCAGUCAGAACAUUGAUAAAUACAAGACGGACUACAGGGUCUAUGGGCACAGUUUAAAUUACCAUUGCGUCAUUUUAGCGUAAUAGGAAUCCCUUGCGAACUACAAUAUUGUGAAAGAUCAAUCUCUGAAGGGAGUAUCUGUCCAAAAUGGCUCAAUUCCGUUCCGUACUUACACAGAUAUGUUGAAUUGAAAUUUCAUCGCUUUGUAAUUAGCCCGCCGCCAUGUUGUUGUGGCAAUAAAUUGGAUGCCAUCGUGUAUCAUGUUACUAAUUAAGACGCAGAAAAAUACAAACCAUACAAUACAAGACUAUAAAAUAUUCGGUCACGUUGAUGAUAAUCCUGUCUGCUUCUGCGUUCACAACUUCGAAUAUGCCGAACACUAUCUGCCUGUAUUCUCCUUUGAUUUAGAUGUAAGAUAUCAGACAACCACCAACCUGAAUUAUGAUUGUGAAAUCACCAGAUGUCUACUGUUCCAGGAACAUAUGACACGAGACAAACGCAUUCAUCUAAAAAAAAGUGCCACAAUAUAAUUAUAAUACCGUAAAUUCAGGGGUUGUUUUUAGAUCUAUGAGCAUUCAUCGUGUAUCCUGACUUUUCCAAGCUGAUUGUAGGGAGUUGACGAUGAUGUAUGGUUGUGCGUUUUUUAGGGCUGAGGCAUCUAGGAUUCUCUUUUAUGAAGAUUGUUUUCUGAUCUAUGUACAGUCAUCGUAUAUCCUGGCCUUGCCCAGCUGAUUUUAGAGAGUUAGAGAUGUGCAUUGCUUAGUGCUGGGUCGUCUAGGAUUCUCUUCUUCUAAGAUUGUUUUCAGAUCUGUAUGCAGUUAUAGUGUAUCUUCACCUUUCCCAACUGAUCUGGGAGAGUCGGCGAUGAUCGAAGGUAGUGUGCUAUUUCCACGCCCACAUUCAUAAACUGUUCCGCCUAUUCAAAUAGUAAUAAGCAAUGUUUCUAUAUUAUGUAUUUUAUAUGUUCUAUAUUCUGUAAUAAUGUAUUUAUGUGUAAAUAUACUGUAUAUAAAUCGACUAAUCCAUUGAAA
Molecule: messenger RNA, 2542 nt
Organism: Patella vulgata (common limpet)
Lineage: Eukaryota; Metazoa; Mollusca; Gastropoda; Patellidae
Exons: 10
Coding region: 65-1237 (390 amino acids)
Source: RefSeq, a predicted model, not a curated record